Telopea speciosissima is the source of this 837-nucleotide messenger RNA. RefSeq lists its product as uncharacterized. The coding region runs from base 1 to 837 and encodes 278 amino acids. The transcript has 2 exons. Lineage: Eukaryota; Viridiplantae; Streptophyta; Magnoliopsida; Proteales; Proteaceae. Gene Ontology annotation, molecular function: zinc ion binding; nucleic acid binding. The record is from RefSeq and is a predicted model, not a curated record.
AUGGUCAACACCCGCAACCGGAAUCGUUCCCCUCCUAGGGAUGAUGUUGAUGACGUCUCUGAAGAAGGUUUGUCUGUACUGCCUCCAGUUAACACUAAUGUGGAUGUUGCCGCACUCCUAGGGAACAUUUUACGAGAUAUGCUACGGGAGAUUCGGGAGUCACAAAAUGAGCAGUGCACUAUCAUGCAGACUUGUAAUGACACUGACAAGAUUCUAUAUGCCACUUACCAACUCCGAGGUGAUGCUGAAGCAUGGUGGCGUUCCUCAAAGGAGCAUUUUUGGGCUAAGUAUGCAAAUGCAACCUGGGCUCAGUUUACAGAAAUUUUUCUCGAGAAUUACUUUCCAAGAAACUUUCGAGAGAAGAAGGAAGUUGAGUUUAUGAGCCUCAACCAGGGAUCCAAUUUGGUCCUUGAAUACCAACAGGCCUUUGAGGAGCAUUUCUAUUUUUCUCUGGAGCAUAUGAAGGUUGAGGAAGUCAAGGCAAGAAGGUUUAAAAGAGGGCUGACAGCCAACUUGAGUACAUCUGUGGUGCUGCACAAGUACCCUACUUAUGCGGAAGUGGUUCAGGCUGCUAAGAUGAUUGAAGAUCAACAGAGAGAGAACUAUAAGGCCAUACAAGCUGGCAAGAGGCCAAUGUCAUCUUGUGACCCUAGGGGACCUAAUAAAUUCAAGAAGAGAGGGGCCUACACGACUACAACUCCAAUUCAGUCCUGUAGACCUGAUGUGGCCCAGGGACCUAAAGCUACAUCGGCUCCUUAUUAUGGGACCCAGACCCUCGUCUGUUACAAUUGUAAGGAGUCAAGUCACAUGGUUAAGGAUUGCCCACAUCUACGAUAG